AGUAUUCAGGAAGGGCGUUUGCGUAAUUUCCGCAAGCCAAACCAAACCGGGGAAAGGGCUUCCUGCCUGCCGUAGGUCUUCUCCGGGCGCAGCUGCCACAACAGGCACCGGCUGGCGCGCACAGCCCUGAGCACAAUAGCGGCAGGAAAAGGCACCGGAUGGUCGCGAGAGAGUAGCAGCAGCCCGGUAGGGAGCUGAGCAGUGACUGAAGUCUUGCUGCCAUGGAUGAGUCGGAGAAACCGGGAGACAACGAGAGCGAGAACAACUCUGAUGUUGAGUCGCUGCGUCAACAGCUGAGUGAGGUGAAGGCGGAACUAGACCACUGGAGAGGCGUGGCUACCAUCUGUGAGGUCAGCAAGGAGGAGGAGCUAAAGGAACUACAGAACCACUGUGACCAGGAAAUACAGUCACUACAGGAAGCUCUCAGAGAAACGGCGUGUCAGUAUGAGUCCCGCCUAUCCAGCCUGCAGACGGAGCGCACUCAGUGGAGAAGAGGCAGCGCCACCGCAGCCAACGACACCAAGGGUGAGGCGGAGGCUGGCGUGUGUGAGGAGGAGUGCAUGGGCCUGCUGCUGGACGCCUCGUCUCUCUCCUCCUUCUCCUUGGACACCCCCUCCCCCGCCCGGCGGCCCCCGCCUCAGGACGACAGCGCAGACACACACUCCCUGGUCUCCACACACACACUCGUACCCGAGGCCCUCUACCUGCCCCCGCCCGGACACCGCCUGGUCACACACACACACUGGGACAACAUGCAUGCACAGGUUGCAGAGUUGCAGGCAGAGGUGAGCCGACUGCAAGAGCACAGGGCUGAGUUGGAGAUGGAGCUGGACACACACACCAAAGAAACACAAACACAGGUCACUGUGUUGCAGUCUCAAGUCCAGACGUCCGAGUCCCUCCUCCAGGAGCUGCAACAGUCUUUUAUCCAAUCACAGAGCUCUGUGCAGAGCCGACUGGCGGAGCUAACUCUGUCCCAUAAGAGAGUGUGUAAUGAGCUGUCCCGACUGAAAGGAGAGGAGCCAAAAGAGGAGGAAGCCGAGGAUACACACACACCUUACACACCAGGACAGGCGUCCCAUUCUGAGGAGCGUUUGCGUAUUGAAAUUGUCAACUUGAAGGAGCAAUUAGACACUCGCACGGAGGAGAGCGAAGUUCUAGAGGUCCAGCUCUCCAGUUUGAAAACUGAGACGGAUCGUAUACAAGCCCAAAAGGAGAAGCUGGAGUGUGACCUGCAAGAGUGCCGUACUGAGCUCCAAGGCCUCAGGGUGGCGCUAGCGCACCUUCAACAGGAGAACAAGACGCUCAACACAGACAAGGUGUCUCUGCAACAGCAGUGUUUGGAGCUGCGUAGUCAGACCAUCAGCUUGCGGAUGCAGUUCGACACCAGUCAGACUGUACAGCAGGACUUUGUACAGCUCUCACAGUCACUACAGAUGCGUAUGGAGCAGAUUCGCCAGGCCUCAUCUCUGGAUCAGGUGAAGGCAAUCUUGGGGGAGGAGCCUGGCUCAGAGGAAGCCCCGCCCAGCGAGAGCAGCUAGCCAAUGCUGAUUGGUCAGCUAUGCCCUGUGAGAGCAGCUAGCUAAUGCUGAUUGGUCAGCUAUGCCAGUGGCUGGCCACAUUUGUGAUGCCGAAUGCUGCACAAAUCUGUGCCGUGCACAUGUGCACCGCAUUAGAAAUUUCUAACCAAAGUGCAUUGUAAGAUAAUUUUGCAGUGUGUGCAUGUGCGCCGCAUGGGUUUGCACAGCAUGCGGCAUCACGAAUGUGCCCAUUGACUGACUGCGCUGAUGACCGUGGCCUGUGAUUGGGCCUCGCUGCUGCCCCCUCUGGAGAAAGCAGCAUGACCAAAGCCACUCCUGUCUACGGCACACUUCUCAGGACCCUCAAACUGGUGUGUGUGUGUGUGUGUGUGUGUGUGUGUGUGUGUGUGUGUGUGUGUGUGUGUGUGUGUGUGUGUGUGUGUGUGUGUGUGUGUGUGUGUGUGUGUGUGUGUGUGUGCAUCUGAGUGAGAGAGAAAUAGUAUCUAAGAGAAUUUGUAACAUGACCAACCAAUCCACCAGGGACCAGUGGUGUGUGUGUGUGUGUGUGUGUGUGUGUGUGUGUGUGUGCGUGCAUGCGUGCGUGUGAGACCGUUCUGUCACCAGCACAGUCCACAGUCUGUUUAAUUCUUUACCCCUUUGACAACAUUCCCAUAUAAAUACUGCACUCUCACUCACACACACACACACACACACUAGAAUUCCAUGUGUUCAUUCUUUUUUUUCUUCUCAGUUUUGAGAAGAACACUGUAAGGCUUAAGCCCUGUAUACACUACAUACACACACACACACACACACACACCACACACACACCGUCAGACAAAUGUCUGCCGUGUACUAACGUUGUUAGAAUCAUAUCUUGAUAUUUAAACUGCUCACUACCUAAUGUGAACCAUGUAACUGGCUACAGUAUAAAUCAGAUGCCUAUUUUAAUAAAUACCUUUACACUUCCA
Messenger RNA from Engraulis encrasicolus (European anchovy), 2491 nucleotides. RefSeq names its product rabaptin, RAB GTPase binding effector protein 2 (gene rabep2). The transcript is spliced from 13 exons. The coding region runs from base 222 to 1541 and encodes 439 amino acids. Gene Ontology annotation, biological process: endocytosis. Gene Ontology annotation, cellular component: intracellular membrane-bounded organelle. The record is from RefSeq and is a predicted model, not a curated record. Gene Ontology annotation, molecular function: growth factor activity; GTPase activator activity. Lineage: Eukaryota; Metazoa; Chordata; Actinopteri; Clupeiformes; Engraulidae.